CCUACUGGCCAAAACGAGCGCGGUGGGUGGGGAGAUUUGAGAAAAAACACCCGCCCCCAUCUAACGUCGCGCAGAGCCGGGUUGUGAUUGGUCGGGGGGAAGUUUGGCGCCAGCUUUGGAGCGGGCGACGGGUAGCGGCGGGGGUCAAAGCAGUGCGGGCCGCGCUGACAGGCGGGCGGCAGCGGGUUGAGCCAUGGAUCGCGCACCGGGCGGUUCUCGCCGCCGCCGGCUCCUGCUUCUCUCCCCGGCUUCUCCCGCUUCGCCCGCCGUGGUCAAGUCUCUCUUCCCUGCCGACCUCUCGCCGGUUUCCGACCUCCGCCUCACCAUGGAGCAGCUGGGACGCGGUCAGCGUGAGAAUGCCGAGCAAGACCUGGAAAACAAGAAUACAAAUGGUUUACAAAGAACAGUGUCGUCGGAAUCCACAGACUCAGGUUGUGCUUUGGAUUCGCCGGGUCCCGCGGCCUCGGACGAUAUCAUGGAGGAAACGUUUGAGAAAGCAAUUCUUGAAUCCAGCAGGCUCAACCUGCGAAUGCCUUUCAGAAGAAUCCAUUCACUGCCACAAAGCCUCCUGGGGUCCAGCCCCGCUCUGAAGAGGAACCACUCCGACUCGCUGCACGGGGACGCUUCUCAGCUCUUGGAGCAAGAGGAGAACAAGGAGAACGAAUCGUUUGAGUUUAAGAAGCCAACCAAACCAGCUUCCCGCAGCUCCGUGCAUGUCCGUGACAAAGGUGCUCCUGGGCCACGGCACAAUUCAUCUCCAGCUCCCGUGUCUCCCAUGGGGGAGAACUCCAGGCCAGCCUUCCUGCCGCAGUGCUCUCUGCCUUCCUCCGAAAGCGAAGAUGACGAUGGGUUCCUGGAGCUGUUAGACGAGCAAGAUUUGAAGAACGACGAGGAGGUGCCAUCCGACGUGUCGAGCCUCUGGACCGCGCCGCUGGUCAUGAGGAGGACGGACAAUCGGGCCAAACGCUGCCGGCUGUUCGGCUCUUCGUCUGUGCCGAGCGCCGUGGGAAGAACCACCCAGAAGAGGAUGGAGAGGUCCCAGGAGGAGGAUUCGCCGGGGAAGAGCAAGAAGAGGAAAAGCCUGCCCGGGGUGCCCGCCGAGGAUUCAACGAGUCUGAAAAUGGUGAAGACGCAAUCCUGCACCGCAGAGAUCGAAAGCAUUUUGGACAGUGACCAGAGAGACCUGAUUGGGGACUUCUCAAAGGGUUAUUUAUUCCACACUGUCGACGGGAAACAUCAAGAUUUAAAAUAUAUCGACUCGGAAAUGAUUGUGUCUGUGCUGACGGGGAAGUUCGCGAGCUUCAUCAAGGAGUGUGUGAUCAUCGACUGCAGAUACCCGUACGAGUACGAGGGAGGACACAUCAAGGGCGCGGUGAACCUGCACAUGGAGGAGGACGUGGAGGAGUUCCUGCUCAAGAAACCCAUCCAGCCCUCGGAGAACAAACGCGUGAUCAUCGUGUUCCACUGCGAGUUUUCCUCCGAGCGGGGCCCUCGCAUGUGCCGCUUUGUGCGGGAGCGGGACCGGCUGGGUAACGAGUACCCCAACCUGCACUACCCCGAGCUCUACGUGCUGAAGGGCGGCUACAAGGACUUCUUCUCCCGGUGCCGCAGCUUCUGCGAGCCCCAGAGCUACCGCCCCAUGCACCACGAGGACUUCAAGGAAGACUUGAAACGGUUCCGCACCAAAAGCCGGACGUGGGCCGGCGAGAAGAGCAAACGGGAGCUGUACAGCCGCCUCAAGAAGCUCUGAGGGCUGAGCCGGGCUCGCGAGGACUGGCUGCGGUCCCGCUCGGGGCCCCUGCUCGCCCGGCGGCGCUGGGCCCAGGGGGACACCAGCACCCGCGUCCCGCCGGGGCGGCUCUUGGCAGCCACGCUGCUUCGUGGAAACGGCUUCUCGUCCCUGUCACACCCACAGAGCGCCCGGGGAGCGGGGACGCUGCCCUGUGCCACCGCGGGUGCGUGCUGUGAGCAGGGAGGGUGUUUUAGUGCCUGUUAUUUUUUAAAAAGCUGUAUUUUAUUUAAAUAUAGUCAAACGAAGCUAACGCCGCUGCAGUUGAAUCA
Messenger RNA from Columba livia (rock pigeon), 2061 nucleotides. It is a transcript of the gene CDC25A, whose product is annotated as cell division cycle 25A. The coding region runs from base 194 to 1750 and encodes 518 amino acids. The record is from RefSeq and is a predicted model, not a curated record. Gene Ontology annotation, cellular component: nucleus; cytoplasm. Gene Ontology annotation, biological process: positive regulation of G2/MI transition of meiotic cell cycle; protein dephosphorylation; G2/M transition of mitotic cell cycle. Gene Ontology annotation, molecular function: protein tyrosine phosphatase activity. The transcript is spliced from 16 exons. Lineage: Eukaryota; Metazoa; Chordata; Aves; Columbiformes; Columbidae.